This is a messenger RNA of Parasteatoda tepidariorum (common house spider), 498 nucleotides long. RefSeq names its product oxygen-dependent coproporphyrinogen-III oxidase (gene Coprox). Lineage: Eukaryota; Metazoa; Arthropoda; Arachnida; Araneae; Theridiidae. Gene Ontology annotation, cellular component: cytoplasm. Gene Ontology annotation, molecular function: coproporphyrinogen oxidase activity. The record is from RefSeq and is a predicted model, not a curated record.
GGUGGUGGAGGAAUAACUUGUAUCUUGGAUGAUGGGGAUGUUUUUGAAAAAGCAGGUGUGAAUAUUUCUGUAGUGCAUGGAAUAUUACCAGCUGGUGCCGUUCAACAGAUGCGAGCUAGGGGUAAAAAGUUUGCAAAUAGUGAUAAGCUCCCUUUCUUUGCUGCUGGAGUUAGCUCUGUUAUACAUCCAAGAAAUCCAAAUGUGCCAACCAUACACUUUAAUUAUCGUUAUUUUGAAGUGAGCAAUGGAGAUGGAACAACCACCUGGUGGUUUGGUGGGGGAACUGAUAUGACACCGUAUAUUUUGGAUGAAGAUGAUUGUCGUCAUUUCCAUAAAACUUUGAAAUCCUGCUGUGAUAAACACGAUAAGUCAUAUUAUAGUCGCUUUAAAAAGUGGUGUGAUGAAUACUUUUUCAUUAAGCAUAGAGGUAUGUGUGCUUGCAGUUGCAACUCCAUGGUUUUUAUUAUUAUUAUUCUUGCAUCGCUUUUGAAAUUUUUU